This is a messenger RNA of Sclerotinia borealis F-4128, 774 nucleotides long. Lineage: Eukaryota; Fungi; Ascomycota; Leotiomycetes; Helotiales; Sclerotiniaceae. The record is from the annotation of a GenBank genome assembly.
AUGUCGAGCUUCCCACAAUUCGCCCUUCUACCUAUCGAGUUAAAACUUUGUGUAUGGCAUCUGGCACUAGAAGCACAAGAAGGACAUAUCGUUCCGAUCAAACAGUUGCGAUACGGACAUCGCAGAAGAUUCAAACCGCAUGUUUUGUAUUUCGUAAAUUGCGAUUCCAGGAGAACAUAUCUCAAGUUCCACAAGAAAAACUUGGCCCGUUAUCCAAGAUUAGGAACUGUGAUCUUUGAUCCGAGGAUAGAUAUAGUUAUCGUGGAAGUAGGCUGGCUUUCUUGGAUCAAAAACGUUUUGACGCAAAUCAGAGAUGGCGUGGAAGGUAGCAUUAUGAAAGACGUCCGUAAUAUUGCGAUCAGUGGUUUCAAAGAAGGAAACACCACCUCCGAGGUGCUACAAGACAAGAAUCUUCUAAACUCGAUGGGGAGUAUGAUAGCGCGAGUUUUACCAUCACUCAAAACUUUCACCUAUGUCCUCGAUUACGAUGCCAGAUACGGUUUACAAGAAUCAUUAUAUGGGGAGAGUGACGUGAUGAAUCACGGGCAAGGGCUGGCAAAUUCACUGCAAAGAGAUAUUGCUAGGGUACGGGAGAAGUUGUAUGAGCGUGUGGUUGAGUGGACACGUGAGAAUUUGGAGGAGUAUAAGCACAGCGAGAACCCUGAAUGGAAUCCCCCAAUGGUACAAGCGAAGUUUGCUAUCUGUGGAGAAGCAGUCAAUCCCGUACGUAACAUCUUGGGAUUCGAUCUUGAACCAAGACUUUGGCUUGUAUAG